ACCGGGACUCAUGAUGAGCCGCCAAUUUGUUGCUGAAACGGAGCGCCUCCUAGAUCACAACCAUGUGUUGCUUAUAACGACUGGCAGCGUAGCAUCUAUCAAAGCUCCUCUCAUCGUCGCAGAGCUUCUCCAAUACCAGAAUGUCAGAGUAGAAGUGGUUGCGACGAAGGAGUCGCUUGCGUUUUACGACCCUGCAGACGUCGUCAAAGCGGGCGCCCACGUGUGGAGCGACGAGGACGAGUGGUCGGGAUCAUACAAGAUUGGGGAUCCAAUCUUGCAUAUCGAGUUGAGGAGGUGGGCUGAUAUUGUCCUUGUCGCCCCCUGUUCGGCAAAUACACUCUCAAAGAUUGCACACGGACUCUGCGACAACCUCGCAACCUCUCUCCUUCGUGCGCUGGCACCUACCACGCCGACUUACGUAUUUCCGGCGAUGAAUACGCUCAUGUAUGAGCAUCCCCUCACGGCAGAACAUUUGCGCGUCAUACGGGACGUCGUUCGUUAUCAUGUCAUUGGCCCAAUUGGAAAGAAUCUCGCAUGCGGAGACGUUGGACUCGGUGCCAUGACAGAAUGGCGCGAUAUCGUGAAAAUAGUGGUUGAUCAAAUGAAACUCAUUCACAAAGACAACAAAUCAUAAACCUGUAUGAGUA
Suillus paluster is the source of this 647-nucleotide messenger RNA. RefSeq names its product flavoprotein. Gene Ontology annotation, cellular component: phosphopantothenoylcysteine decarboxylase complex. Gene Ontology annotation, molecular function: FMN binding; phosphopantothenoylcysteine decarboxylase activity. The coding region runs from base 11 to 634 and encodes 207 amino acids. The transcript has 5 exons. The record is from RefSeq and is a predicted model, not a curated record. NCBI's taxonomy places the organism in Eukaryota, Fungi, Basidiomycota, Agaricomycetes, Boletales, Suillaceae. Gene Ontology annotation, biological process: coenzyme A biosynthetic process.